UCCUGUGGGACCACUUGGGAAUGCGUGUCAAUUCUAGGCGUUUAGUCGGUUUUUAACGGAUUUUGAAGGCUUCAUUCUUUUCCCCCAGAACUGACUGACGUCUACAGAAUAAAGGGGUCUGAUGUGUAUGAGGUCACCACCCCACCAUCUUCAGGGGCCAUGCCCUGUCUCCAUAGCAACAUCUGGCCUCAGGCCGCCCCAGAGUAAGUGUGGAUCAAACAGGGCCUAAGCAGGCCUGACGUGGACCAGACCAGGCUGAGUUGGGCUGAAGCAGGCCAGAGUGAAGCAGACACACCAUGCACCAGCUGUUUGGCCUGGUACUGGGCCAGAGGGACCUGUCCCGGGCUGGAGACCUCUUCUCCCUGGAGGACUCUGAGAUAGAGGACUGUCUCUCACAGGCCCUGGAGGAAAUCAAGGCUAUCUCCUGCUCUCCUGACUACCUGACCAAUGACAAUGACCAGGCGGUGGUGGAGAUCUGCAUCACGCGCAUCACCACGGCGAUCAGGGAGACACGGUCCAUCGAGCGCCAUGGGGGGGCUUUAGUGGGUCUGUGGGAGUCCUGUCUAGAACAUAACCUCACCCCCCAGGGCAAAGACGAAGACACACCCCAUGCCAAGAUAGCCUCCGACAUCACCAGCUGUAUACUGCAGAACUACAGUCGUCCCCCAGUGAUGGCUCUAGCAGUGCCGGUGGCAGUGAGGUUUCUACAGAGAGGCAACAGAGAGCUCAGUAGAAACAUGUCCAGUUAUCUCUCUCUGGCUGCCAUGGCUAAGCCUGAACUACUGGCAGAACACACAGAGGCUAUCACCUGCAGUGUGCUGGGAGGUAACCACAUGCUCCUACGCGUGCUGCCAUCCGUCUACACCAAACAGCCCCACGCCAUCCAUCGUCACCUAGGCAACCUGACGGCCAUGAUGUCACAGCUCGAGUCACCGGAGCAACAACACCUGCUGAGGCUGAUCCAGAUGGUCGCUGAGCAACAGCCACUGGUGCUGAGCCUCCUGGUGCCCUCCCUGGUUGGUUACCUAGGCGAUGCCUCUCUGAACGAGACCCUACUGGGCACACUGGUGGACGUGUCACAGGCUAGCCCCGCCUCCCUAGCCCCCUUCCUGCCCACGCUGAGGGUUGUGGGUCAGCAGUACCCAGUCCUGCUGGGACACGUGGUCAAAAUACACAGAGCUGUGGGCUUGACCAGUGAGUGUCAGGCCCGUAGCUCCCUGGUGUACCUGGUGUCUCUGCUGGGGACUAUGGAGCACAGUUUCCACCACACUCUGCUGCUGGAGAUCAGAGCCCUGACUGACAGAUACACCUCCAUCCUGGGAGGCUGUGCCAAAGACAUCUACAGGAUGAGUAACAGCUUCACCUCUAUAGCCAGACUACUGGGGAGAAGACUGGAGACAGACACUACUAUCAACUGCAGGGUUGAAGAGGAAUCAGAAGGCCCUCCUUCCCCUUGUAUCUCAGAGGCCAGUGUGUGUGGGGGUGCAGGGGGUUGUGGAGGCGGGUCAGAGCAGCAACUGCAGGUGAAGAUCCAGGCGUUUGAGGAGAAGAUGGGGGAUGAGGGGGGAGAGGGGGAGACAGAGGGUUGGCCAACUACACCCCAACGCAGAUACAGCAUGGGACAAGCCGCUAGAGAGGAACACAGAGAGAUGAGAUUUAACAGGUCAAAGAGUCUGGCUCUGCAUGCCGUGAGGUCACGUUCCGUCAACUCUGAUAGUGGUCAGGACGGAGAAGGAGUGGAGCUAACAUCUGACGCAUUUCUCUCAGAGUCCCCACCAAAUCGGCAAACAGAAGUGUUAGACACCUCUCCCACUGAGAGGGAACCUACCAAUGAGAGUUCCCUGUCUCCCUCCACCCCUCCGGCCACACCCUGUGAGGAACAGAGGAAUGGACAGGGAGAAGGGGAAGGAGGAAGAGGAGGGGGAAAGGGGGACACUGGAGAAGAGGACAAGCUGCACAUCCACCUGAGGGACAACAUGGAGAAGAUCAAAGAGUUCUGUUCGGAGAUGGUCCAACGGAUCCCCAUACCAGAACACUGUGUCAUAGAAGACUCAAGCCGUGGCUGUGUGGCGAAGCUGUCAUUCUCGUGCCCUCUAAAGGGGCAUUACUGUCUGUAUACCAAGUCCUGUUUCACCCUCACCAGCCGCCAGCCACACCUCUGGAUCAACAUCAUGCUGCUUCACCUACAGAGUAAGCACAGCGCUCCCCUCUCCUCUCUGGAUGACUGUGUGCAGAGGUUAAGGAGGCUGUGGGAGAGGACACAGCUAAAAGGAGCUCACAGCUUCUCCAUGGCCAUGACACAACACCCCACUCCAAACAGAAAGGACCUGGACAGUCUGCAGAUCCAUCUGGAGGAGGUGCGUUUCUUUGACCUGUUUGGCUUCAGUGAAGAGGAGGGCAGCUGGCUCUGCUUCAUGUGCAACAACCCAGAGAAGGCCACAGUGGUGAACGAGGAUGGCCAGCCGAUGAUAGAGGGGGAACUGAAGGAGAAGCAGGUUCGCUGGAAGUUCAUCAAACGCUGGAAGACUCGCUACUUCACCCUGGCAGGAAACCAGCUCCUCUUCCGGAAGGGAAAAUCAAAGGAUGAGCUAGAUGACAGCACCAUCGAGCUGAGCAAAGUGCAGAGCGUCAAGGUGGUGGCUAAGAAGCGGCGUGAGCGGGGUCUCCCUCGGGCCUUUGAGAUCUUCACGGACAGUAAAACAUAUGUCCUGAAGGCUCGUGAUGAGAAGCAUGCUGAGGAGUGGCUCCAGUGUAUUAAUGUUGCCGUGGCCCAGGCCAGAGAGAGAGAGAACAGAGAGGCCACCACCUACCUGUGACCUUAUGACCUGGAAGAUAUUCUACUGUGACCCGUUCCUGACCCAGAAACACAACACACAGCCCUGUACUACCAUCUACAAACAACAGCUGUGAUGUCCACUGUUUCGGAUCAUCUGACAGCCCUGUGAUGUCCACUGUUUCCGAUCAUCUGACAGCUCUGUGAUGUCCACUGAUUCUGAUCAUCUGACAGCCCUGUGAUGCCCACUGUUUCUGAUCAUCUGACAGCCCUGUGAUGUCCACUGUUUCCGAUCAUCUGACAGCUCUGAGAUGCCCACUGUUUCUGAUCAUCUGACAGCCCUGUGAUGUCCACUGUUUCUGAUCAUCUGACAGCUCUGUGAUGUCCACUGUUUCUGAUCAUCUGACAGCCCUGUGAUGUCCACUGUUUCCGAUCAUCUGACAGCUCUGAGAUGCCCACUGUUUCUGAUCAUCUGACAGCUGUUGGGCAGCUGAGACAUCAUUGCCAGCAUUUUGCCAUACAUUUAAAUGGGAUAUUGUUUCAGUAUUUCCAGCAAUAAGGAUCUUACUAACAAUAUGGAACUUCUAUUUCCAGCAAUAACAAUCUACAUAGUAAACCUAGCAAUAAGAACUCAAUAUGAACAGCAUUAGAACACUAUCUUGGCCCAGACAGUGAAGAUAAAAAGCCCUAAUGGAUACCAUAUGAGAGCAUUCUACAGCAAACAAACAGAAUUAGUGGCAUUACCAUUUGAGCAGUAUAAUUUAUUAAUAUACCGUAAUUUAAAAAGGACCCAGUGGUGUUAUACAGUGAGCUCCAAAAGUAUUGAGAAAGUUACAGACGCACAAAUAUCA
Coregonus clupeaformis (lake whitefish) is the source of this 3624-nucleotide messenger RNA. RefSeq names its product ventricular zone expressed PH domain-containing 1 (gene veph1). Gene Ontology annotation, biological process: regulation of signal transduction. The transcript is spliced from 15 exons. The coding region runs from base 297 to 2816 and encodes 839 amino acids. Gene Ontology annotation, cellular component: plasma membrane. The record is from RefSeq and is a predicted model, not a curated record. NCBI's taxonomy places the organism in Eukaryota, Metazoa, Chordata, Actinopteri, Salmoniformes, Salmonidae. Gene Ontology annotation, molecular function: phosphatidylinositol-5-phosphate binding.